AUGAGAUUAUGACAAAAGGAUGAGCACAUCCUCUCUCUCUUUCUUGUUCUUUUCCAAUAUUAUAGUCAUGAUACUUGAAAGAUUCUAGCUUGGCCCGCCUUCUUCCUUAAGAUUCAACAGUAUUGAAAGUUCCAUAAAUUUUUCGAGAACCACUUUCAGUUCUACGUAAAGGGUUCUCUCUCCUUUUCUUUGUUUCCAUGGAAGAAGGAGCAGAGAUUGAUCGAUUACCAAUUGACCUCUUGGCUCAUAUCUUUGUUCUCAUAAAUUCCUUCUCCGAUUUAGCCCAGGCCAGCAGUGUUUGCAGGAAAUGGAAAGAGGCGGUGAAGCAGUCUCUCGCCAGGAGACACAGUUUGAGCUUUGCAGGGUUGAAGAUGGAUGAUAAUUCCACUGCUCGUCUCGUGGGCUACGCUUACAGCCUUAAAGAACUCGACAUUUCUAGGAGCUGUUGGGGUUGCCAGAUAACUGACAAUGGAUUGUAUGAAAUAUCAUUGGCAAAAUGCAUCAGCAACCUGACAUCCAUAUCCUUAUGGGGCAUGACAGGAAUCACAGACUAUGGUGUUGUUCAAUUGAUAUCAAGAGCCAAUUCUUUGCAGCACCUGAAUGUUGGUGGUACAUUUAUUACUGAUGAGUCAUUAUUUGUUAUUGCAAAUAGCUGUCCAAAUUUAAAGAGCAUUGGCCUGUGGAGUUGCCGUCAUGUAACAGAGAUUGGACUUCUUAAUCUUGUAAAUAAAUGCCGGAAACUGGAGUCCAUUAAUUUAUGGGGAACCAGAGUCCCUGUAGACUGCUUCAUUGGUUUGCUUACCAUUAGUCCAGCUCUUCAAAUAAAGCAUGCAGGAUUUCUGAUAAACACUGGGAGUACAGCAAUGUUGCCUGUUGCAUGAACUGCUCAUUUGAUGUUCCUUGCUUCUCUGCACAGAUUGUUUCUGCUUUGUAUUUCUAUUUAAGGAGUCAAAUAAACUAGUAAAAUUCUUUAUCAGAAUUUGCAGUGGUGUCCAUGUCUGCAAAUUAUUUGAAACUUCGCUCUGUGUAAGAGUGAUGUUUGAUUUGUAUAGCUAUGUUUUACCUGUAAAGUUUAUGUAAAGCCCUGAAACAUUGUUGGAUGUAUCCUAUUGUUCACCAAAUAAAAAUCGAAAGGUUGUCCCUC
Messenger RNA from Manihot esculenta (cassava), 1144 nucleotides. RefSeq names its product F-box protein At5g67140. NCBI's taxonomy places the organism in Eukaryota, Viridiplantae, Streptophyta, Magnoliopsida, Malpighiales, Euphorbiaceae. Gene Ontology annotation, biological process: SCF-dependent proteasomal ubiquitin-dependent protein catabolic process. The transcript is spliced from 5 exons. The record is from RefSeq and is a predicted model, not a curated record. Gene Ontology annotation, cellular component: SCF ubiquitin ligase complex. Gene Ontology annotation, molecular function: protein binding. The coding region runs from base 198 to 881 and encodes 227 amino acids.